Scophthalmus maximus (turbot) is the source of this 9395-nucleotide messenger RNA. RefSeq names its product nucleus accumbens associated 1, BEN and BTB (POZ) domain containing b (gene nacc1b). Gene Ontology annotation, molecular function: protein binding; DNA-binding transcription factor activity, RNA polymerase II-specific; RNA polymerase II cis-regulatory region sequence-specific DNA binding. NCBI's taxonomy places the organism in Eukaryota, Metazoa, Chordata, Actinopteri, Pleuronectiformes, Scophthalmidae. The transcript is spliced from 9 exons. Gene Ontology annotation, biological process: regulation of transcription by RNA polymerase II. The coding region runs from base 433 to 2211 and encodes 592 amino acids. The record is from RefSeq and is a predicted model, not a curated record.
GAACCGGGCCGGCGGUGGAGGUGCUGUCGGCGGCGGCUGACUGUUCCCGCGCGCCCGGUUCCUCGGCCGGUAACCGAGCGCGAGCGCGCGCGCGCGUGCGUGUCGAGUUCAAACCGGGGCGCGCGCACACUCGAUAGAGGAGAAGAUUUCUUUUCUUCCCUGUUUGUCCCUCCUCCUCUUCCUCCACCUCCUUCUCCUCCCUCCCUCCCUCCGCGGAACGCACGCACCGCACCGGCCCGGGCCAACCGAGGACUCCCGAGUCCCACCGGGCAUCGAGGCUGGCACACGGCGGGGCACCGAGAGCUCCCUGCCCGCCCCGACCUGCCCGCUGCCCCGCCGCUGCCGGCGGUCCGUCCUCUUCCUCCUCAUCGUCCGCCGCCGGCGACGUCCCACGUGAGGCCGAGUCGACCCUGUGGUGCUGGGCAGAGCGUUAUGGCUCAGACGCUGCAGAUGGCGAUCCCUAACUUUGGCAACAACGUCCUGGAGUGUCUGAACGAGCAGCGGCUGCAGGGCCUCUACUGUGACGUCUCCGUGGUCGUCAAGGGACACGCCUUCAAGGCCCACCGCGCCGUGCUGGCCGCCAGCAGCUCCUACUUCCGGGACCUGUUCAACGCCGGCGGGAAGAGCUCGGUGGUGGAGCUGCCGCCGGCCGUGCAGCCGCAGAGCUUCCAGCAGAUCCUGGCCUUCUGCUACACGGGACGCCUCAGCAUGAACGUCGGGGACCAGUUCCUGCUCAUGUACACCGCCGGCUUCCUCCAGAUCCAACAGAUCAUGGAGAAAGGCACAGAGUUCUUCCUCAAGGUCUCAUCUCCAAGCUGCGACUCUCAGGGCCUGCACGCCGAGGAGACCCCGCCCUCCGAGCCCCAGAGCCCCGUCACCCAAACGGCGGGAGGGGGCGGCGGCGGAGGAGGCGUGGUCGCCACGGCCGCGGGAAGGCCCUCCUCUUGCCUGACGCCCCUCCCCCUGGUGUCCAAGGUGAAGACGGAACAGACGGCGAGCACGCCGCAGCCCACCCCGCAGCCGCAGCAGCAGGAGGGCUCCCCCUACUCGGUGGUCUGCACCCCGGUGGCCAAGCGGCUGUGGGAGGGGAACAGCCGCGACGGGGGCGGGGGGUCUGGAGGGGGCGGAGGAGGCGGGAUGAGGAAGGCCGCACGCUACUCCUCCUCCUCUUCCUCUUCCUCCUCUUGUAACAACACUACCCAGGAUGCCUCUGGGCGCGGACUCGCAGCCGCCAAUGCUGCGAUGGUGUGUGGCGGCGCCUCAGCGGGAGGAGCGGCACUCAACAGUAAUCACAACAACAAUAACAACAACAACGGCGGCACACCCGAGGGCACGAGCCCGGGCACGCUGAGCAUGUACACCAGCGACUCCCCUAUCAGCUACCACGAUGACGAGGAGGAGGACGACAUAGCGGACGAGAGCGCCGAAGAGCAGUACAGACAGAUCUGCAACAUGUACACCAUGUACAGCAUGCUGAACGCCGGGGCGGCGGUGGUCGGGGAGCGGGUGGAGGCUCUGCCGGACUCGGCCCCGGACUCGGGUGGCGGCGGGCGGGGGGGCCGCGGCGGGCGCUCCCGGCAGGACCUGGCGUCGCUGCCCGCCGAGCUAAUCAGCCAGAUCGGCAACCGCUGCCACCCAAAGCUGUACGAGGAGGGCGACCCGGCCGAGAAGCUGGAGCUGGUGAGCGGCACGUCCGUGUUCAUCUCCCGCGCGCAGCUCAUGAACUGCCACGUCAGCGCCGGCACCCGCCACAAGGUGCUGCUCAGACGCCUGCUGGCCGCCUUCUUCGACAGGAGCACGCUGGCGAACAGCUGUGGAACCGGUAUCCGCUCUUCCACCAACGACCCGAGUCGUAAACCCCUGGACAACAGAGUUCUGCAUGCUGUCAAAUUCUACUGCCAGAACUUUGCACCGAGCUUCAAGGAGAGCGAGAUGAACGCCAUCGCGGCCGACAUGUGCACCAACGCCCGGCGCGUCGUCCGCAAGAGCUGGAUCCCCAAGCUCAAGCUGCUGAUGGCCGACAGCGACGCCUACUCCGCCUUCCUGGCCGACAGUGUGAAGAUAGAGGCCGACGCGCUGGGGGCGGAGCAAGGCUUCGACCCCGCCUCCCUGGAGGCCGUGGCGGCUGCCAAUGGCAACGAAGCAGUAGGCGGAGCCACGGCAGCAGACGUCCUGCAGGGGGUGGGAGGAGACGGCAGCACUUUGUUUUGAGUGAGUGAAACAGACAGAGAGAUGGACAGACAGACGGACAGAUCGACGGAGGGGGGUGACGGAGAACGGCGUCGAAACUUGUCGCCGAGCCGCCGCUGCUCGUUUCCGGGAUCUGUUUCUUCUUUCGCACCUGUUCGUUCUGCUUCUCCUUCCCCGUUUGUUUGUCCACGUUUCCGUCUCUCUCGCCACGACCCAGAAUGCCUCAUUUUGGGUCGCUCUCUCCUUCCUGUAUUGGUGGAGAGAGAUGGAAAGACGGCAGGAGAAAGGAAGCAGAGGGAGGAGACGCCGCCCCCCCCCUCGCUCCUCCUCCAAGCUCCUCAUCCCUCUGCUUCCUUUCAAGACCUUUAUUUUCUCUAUGUCUUGUUUUAAAGUUGUGUACUGUCACAAAGGCCCUUUUCUGACCAUAAUUAACCACAGACAUUCCCUGGGGGGCAGGGGAGGAGGGGUAUCCCUGUUUUUUUUUUAAGUGAUGUUUUUUUACUUUUCCCAAACUCCAGUGACACUGUUGUUUUUGAUAAUUGAAUGUAUGAGCGGAGAAGCGUCCGAACCGCGGCGUGUAGAGUUUCGUGUUCGUGGAGGCAGAGUGAGAUUGUUAUCUGUCGGUUUAUCUUUUGCUUUAUAUUUGGGGGGAAGCGUGGGGGGGGUGAAAUGAAUAUUAAUAUGUAUAUUGGAAUGGUUAAUGAUCCACCCCCACCCCCUACGACCCAACCAACAUGACCGGGUCGCUGCUGAAUUCUGACCGGCAGCAUUUUUGAAGCUGUUUGGCGAGCGUAACAAAAGAAAAAAAUAAGAUUUUCGCUCAACUAAAACUUAUUCCCACCAAACCUUCCUUUUACUCUUUGACCCAUAAACAUAAAAAAAUUAUUAUAUCAGACUGUUUACUUUUGUGCGCGCCAUAUAAUUUUUUUUUUUUCGAGGCUCCUCCUCGUUACUGACGAUCUGUCAAAGAGCUUGCACUGUGUUACUUCCUGCGGUAUGACGAGUACAAUCCAACUUACGUCUUUUGUACGUGAUGAGAAAGAGACGAGAGAUAACUGAAGGUGGUGGUUAUUUUAUUUUGAGAAAAAGAUUUUUUAAAGAAGAAAAAACACCAGCGGAAAAUCCUAGUUCAUUCUGUUUAUCACCCAUUUUUUUUGUUUUUCAAUUUUGAAGUUUCUGCCUGUGAGCUGUGUGUGUGUGUGUGUGUGUGUGUGUGUGUGUGUGUGUGUGUGUGUGUGUGUGUGUGUGUGUGUGUGUGUGUGUGUGUGUGUGUGUGUGUGUGUGGAUGUUCUUCUGUUGUCAACGGUGACGUUUUGAAUUGUUUUCUCUAAGAAAAUUCACGGCCGUGCCCCGUCGGCGGCGCGAGUUUUUCCUCCGGCUCGCUAAAAUGUGUAGGUUUGUGUGUGUCUGUGUGUUUGAGCAGCGGCAACACAGUUUGUGUGUGUGUGCUGCGAUAGAUAGAUGAAGGGGGAGGGAGGGAGGCCAGACGGCGUGCUUUCACACACACACACACACACACACACACACACACACACAAGCUUCGUUGAUUCCUUCAGCCACCACUGCGGUGAGCGCACGUACACGCUAAUACGCAUUUGGGCGCUGUCAGCUGCAUCGGCUCCAGCAGCACCAGAGCAGUGUGGGAAUUAAAAAAAGGGGAGGGGGGGGCUGCGUAGUGAGUUGUUCAUCACACGAUGUCUGAAAUUUAUUUUUUUAUUUAAAUGGAGGAUGGGAAAGAAUCUAAAGUUUUCACUGCAGCGGCUGAAACGUCUUUAAAGCAGCUAAAUGAUGGAAAUCAGAGAAGAAGAAGAACGUCGGCAUAGAAGCAGCCCUGAAAGUCAUACUCGCUUUUUUUUAUUAUUCGACAGAUCUAUAAUAGAAAAUAAUUCUUCUUGAUCUCCAGAAUCCACAACACAGACGAAUAUUCUGAUCAGCUGAAACCAGGACGGUUUCAGCUGAACAAAAGAACAAAAUGUUUUUAUCUCCACGCACCACAAUUUUAUUUGCGUUAAAUCAAUCCCGGACGAUGGGUGUGAGGCCGACCAUCUGUCCCAGGCGGCGCUGCAGAAUCAACGUGGUGGAUAAGACGAAAAAGCAAAGUUGGUCAACGGUCAAUAUACGUUUUUCCCCCAAAACUCAAAGAACUGCCCGUCAAAAAAGAAAAUAGCUGCUCACGUUCCCCUGUCAGACAUCAUCUAAUGUAAAGUUUUUAAGUGUUUCUGCCCGAACUAAACUUAUCGGUGCGUUGAAUUAAUGUUGCGUUUAAGCAAGUCAAGGACUAAUCAUUUGAAAAGCCGAAACAAUAAUACUUAUCUAAUAAUAAUAGUAAUGAUAAAAAUGUUUAAAAAAGAAAAUCAUAGAUAAGACAUUCCUGGCACAACUGACAUCUUUUUCGUCUUUCAAUUUUUUUUAAAUAGAAGGAACCUGAAGCACCUUAUCGCCAGUUUAACGUCACGGUUUGCCGGUUUCUUAAUGAUGUUUGGAUUUGACAAACACACACUCAAGUGGAAGAGUCCACUUGAGUGUCCACCAGUAAAUUACCUCGAGUGAAAUAACCGGGAAGCAAUUCGGACCAAAAACAAGUCUGAUUGACGCUGAUUUGAACCGAAACCAGUUUCUGUGGACCAGUGUUAGAAAACGUCAUUUUUUUUACAGUCGGGCUUUAUACGGAAAGAUGUUUUCUAUUUGUAUGUUUUUAUAUAUCUAUAUAUUUACUUGUAUAUCAACCUAAAAAAACAUUAUUUCUUCUCCAUCGGUCCUGAGAUGAGCACCUAGAAGGAAGGUUUUGAAUCGGAGCCCCGCCCCAAACCUCGGUUCUGAAGCACAUGGUACGACCCGCGGAGAAUUGAUGUGUACGUUCAUUAGGUUUGCAGCCUUUCGCCUCGGUAGGGCGGCUUGGUCCGGGCACAGAUGUACACGAGUAAAGGUUGGAGGCGGGGCCAGAGAAGACAUUUCAUCUUUUUUAAAGCGACACAAGUUUUGGUCGCACUUUUAGAAAAGCUUUUUUUUUUUGUACAUUUUUUUUUUUUACAGUUUCUGUUGCCUUUUGUGUUUUUUAUUAAGUUUUUGUUUUCUACAUUUGACCUAGUGUACCGUAGUCAUGGAACGAUAUCGUAAAAGGAGAUUGCUACUAACAAUGAUUCAACAUUAACCACCUAGAGUUGCCAAGUUGUGUAAAGACAAAAAAAAACUAAACAAAAAAAAAACAUAAAAAAGAGAAAAGCGGAGACGUGGUCAGCUGUAAAAUAGUUUAGAGAAAGAGAACCACAUAUUUUUUCAUUGCGAUUGUUUUGUAUGACUGAGGUGCGGCAGGCGGGAGGGGUCGAGGGGUCGAGGGGUUUGGGGGUGUUAACGCCGGACCAGAUGUUUGGUUCUCACCGCGCUGUAGCUGUUGUCGGGCAGGAAUCUGAGGGGGGGGGGGCUGCAGAAAGCAGAUGGACAGGACCGCCUGAUGUAACGGAUGGGACGGUUGAGAGUUUGCAAGAAAUUCCAUUAGAAAUCAAACCCAAAGUAAGUUUACUUGACCUGGUUCCCGGACCAGCUUUGUCCACAAAGUAUAAGCUACUGCUGCUCGACCGUUCUGCUGUUUUUCUUCUUAGAAAGGGCCACCUGGUGGCCAGAAGCAGCUACUGCAACUCAGAGGAGGAUGGAGGAUGGAGGAGGAGGAGGGGGGUUCUCUCGGCAGCUGCAGUAGCUGCCGGUGCCACCAGAGGGCGGUAUCCCGAGAAGCAGUGAAGCUACGAUUGUAAUGAAAUAGUCUCGAUCACUGUAUUCAACCGAGCACCUUAAACAGCAGACCGCCGGAGGUUCCUGCUGCUCCUUCUACAAAACCCCACACAAGACACGAACGUACGAAAAAAACGCCCUCCGCUCGCCCGUGGGCCUCGAUGCCAAAAAAAGUUGUCAGCACAUUGAAAGUUGCCGACACGAAUUCCAAAAAAAGGAAAAAGAGCGCCGCGGCUUGUUUGAGCUUCAACUCGUUCCAUCCGCAAACGGUCCGUCCAUCGCCUCUCUCCCCCGAUCGCCGGCCCGCCGGAUCCACAGACGGGAGCACAAGUGACGAGGAGCGAGUGUGGAAUAAUAAUCUUUAUAAAUGAAAAGAAAAAGAAGACAUGAAAUUUAAAAAAGCACCUUUUGGGCAAGUGCUCAACUGUCCCCGGAGAGCCGACGCCCUCUGCACCUUUCUGAGAACACACUCGCCGCGUCACUUCCUGUCUGUGGGUUUUCGGACGCUGGCGUCAGAAGUAAGACCCGUUUAUGUGGGGGGGGGGGUUCGAAAUGUAAUGUGAGGGUUCUUUUUUGUAAGUUCCUUAUUUGUGUUGUUUUUAUCUUUUUGUAUUAUUAUUCCCUAUUUUUUAUUUUGUACGUUUGUUUUUUUCUCUUCUCUCUCUUUAUGACAUUUGUUGUGUACUGUAAAAAAAAUUAUAACCUGCCCUCGACCUGUCCCCCCCCCCCAGCUAGACUGUGUAAAGUCUCCUGAAGGGGUUUUGAUGAGGAGGAGGAGGAAGGUUCAGGUGGCGUGAUGGUUGGAGUUCCACCACGGUUCCCAAGUUGGGAGGAAGUGAAAUCUGAUAAUUCGGACACACGACAACAGUUCGAUAGUUCAAAGGAGUCGAAGAGCUUCUACAAGUUGUUCCAAACGUUAGAAACUUUUCACGUCUGAUGUCGGAAGUGAAGACGUGUAGUCCCUCGCCCUCGACAAUCACAGACCGUGUUAUUUAAGAAGUCUUCCAGACGAACCGGGUCACACAACUUCCCCAAACCCGAAUAAUGGAAACUGCUAGAUUCGACCCUAACGGAACCUUUACUCGUUUCUCUUUGUUUGUGCUCCAACCUCCGUCGACGCCACGUCAAAACAGACGUCGCAGCGAUUUUGUGGAGUCGAGUGUGAACUUUCCCAAAACGCAGUUUUUCAUAUCGCGGCUCGACAAACCGACACCACGUGUCAUCUGGAGGGCCGCCGGCCAAUCGUCAGGACUCUCCCCCAACCGAUAUUUCAAUUGGUUCGAUAUGCUGCAGACACCGUGUUUGUUUAUAAUUCAUAUUGGCCGAGUUGGUCAAUGUUGAGGUUUCUUUCUCCCUUCCGACACCGACGGUUUUGACCAAUGCGAUGAGUCAUUCUCUUUCUUUUUGCUUGUGUGACUACAGCCCUACAACUGCUCCGCUCCUCCGUCAACUCGCUGUUGUCCACUCGAACUCUCACGGUUGCGUUUGUUUUCUAUCCACUCAACCUGCUAAAGGGAAAAAAUCCACCUGCAAACGCCGCAGUAUUCUUAUGUCCGUGUUUUGGACUAAGCUCCGGGCUCCUCUCUCCAUUAAAGCUGUAUAUCCUUCAUCCUGCUGGCCUCUUGUGGAACAAGUGGUAACUGCGACACUAGCACACGGCUGCUAUCACGCGGGGGACGAGGUCCUCUCACCCAAUGGCAGCGCACGUGGACACCUCGCCAAUUUACACGAAGCCGCCCGAGUCAGUUCCGGAACUCGGAGCUGCGCCCUCGGAGAGUCUCCUCCCCCAGACCCGGGGUGCAGUGGACCGCGGCGCCGCAGCCUCGCGUCCUGCCACGUGCAGGAAGUCGUCGAAACGGACGCUUUGGAUUGGCCGAGGCGCGAGAACACAACGAGGGGGGGUUUCAAUACUUUUAAAGGGUGGAUUGUGUGUGGGUUUUUUUUACUUCCCUGCUGAAAACCUGCUGGAGCAAUGUCUGGAGAAGUUUGUCAUUCUGUGUUGUGUAUGAAAAACAAACAAACAACUGGCUACACUUGAGAACAGAAGGACAAAGGGAAGUUGAUCACGAGACACUCCGGUGGGAUCCGGAGCGGAAUUCUCUCCAUUCUAUCACUCCCCCGCCCUCUCUCUCUCUCUCUCUCUCUCUCUCUCUCUCUCUCGCUGCCCAGCCCCCUUCGCCCCCUUCGCCCCCUCCUCUUCCUCCACACUGACCUCUGACCUCAUCAUCCCCCCCCCCGAUCCUGCUCUCCGCAGGUCCGUAGUCUUCUGUCCAGGAACAUUUACGCCGCUCUUUCCCAAAUCCCCGCACACCAGAGACAAUACACACUCUCACACAUAAAUAUAUAUAUAUAUCUAUAUAUAUAUAUCUAUAUCUAUAUAUACUGUAUACAUGGAUACAAAACGGGCGAACCUCUGAGAUACAGAAGCUCACGCACACCUGCGGGCCCCCUCUGGACGCGCCGCAGGACGUGUUUGCGUCUUCGUGUCACCGAUGCAGUUUUUCAAAAAGAAAAAAAAAACCCCAACAACAACCGACCAGUUUACCUCGGGAGCUCUCAGCCAUAGUCGACCUUAAUCCCCACAGAUCUCUCUCCUCAGCGCAGCGAGCGGCGUCUGAACCGCUGCGGCUGCCGUUACAAAGCAGGUAAAUCAUUUUUUAUUUGGGGGGGGGGGGUUUGUUCUUUUUCAUUCAGGAACAAAGGGCCGAGGAGCCUCAGCAGAGCGCUCGCGGACCAUUGGGAUGCACGUGGUGCAGAGAGUCCAUAUCAACACAGUCUUACCUCAGAACCAUACAGGACAGGUGGGGAGGGGGGCGGGGCUUAUGAUCACAACCACAGUGAGAGACUAUUUUUUAUUCCUUCGCUUCCUUGUCUCUGGUGUCGUUGGGUGCUGAACAAUUUUCUUUUCCCCCCCCGACUAUAAAUAUAUAUAUAUAAAUAUAUAAACUGUAAAUUAUAACAUAGAAGCACUAUCGAAAGUUUGAUUGUUAGAUGUGAACUCGCUGCAUGAGGUAUUAUUCUUUAUUAUUCUUCAUAACGCAGGAAUGAAAAUGGUGGGGGGGAAGUGACAUUGCAGCUUUUGGAAGUAAACGGAAGACAGACAGAAAUGUGUACAAAAAAGAAACAAUGCAGUAGCGUCUACUGAUGUCAAAGAAAAUACCCAACCUCACACACACACACACACGUAGCCCAGACUAUUAUCCCCACCCUGCCCCCCCUCAUCCAUCACACAGCCCCGACACCCCUUUGCGCCAGCCCCCCCCCCCCCCCCCCCCCCCCCGUGUUUCCCCCCAUGUGUUCCAAGUGCCAAUAACUUUGUGAAUUCCUAACUGUGACCCAGUAAUAAAAAAGAUAAUUGCACAUUAACUACUGUAAAGAGAAAAAAGAAACCAGACUGAUUACAAAUGAGGAAGGAGGAGGAAGAAAAAAAAAUCUGAAUAUCUUAAUAAAAAGGUUUGUAACAAACAGGACUGACCACA